Emiliania huxleyi CCMP1516 is the source of this 735-nucleotide messenger RNA. RefSeq lists its product as hypothetical. Gene Ontology annotation, molecular function: hexosyltransferase activity. NCBI's taxonomy places the organism in Eukaryota, Haptophyta, Isochrysidales, Noelaerhabdaceae. Gene Ontology annotation, cellular component: membrane. The transcript has 3 exons. The record is from RefSeq and is a predicted model, not a curated record. Bases 1 to 735 code for a protein of 244 amino acids.
AUGGGGUCAGAUGGCGAGGCUGCGCCUCUCGCAACGCAGGCUCGCUCAUACGACCUCAUCACGCUCAUUCUCUCAUCGCAGCAGUCGGGCCUUGCGCCUGAGCAGCGCCGAGUCGCGGUGCGCCGGGCGUGGGCUCGGGCUGCCGGCAGCCUCGGCCGACCGGCGGGCGAGGCGCGCGACGGCCGCUGCUCGGUGCGCCACUUCUUUGUCCUCGGGGGCGCCAGGCGCGAGAGGCUGGGCGGCGGCGGCGACCUGCUGUUUCUUCCGGUGGCGGACGACUACCGCAGCCUUUCGCGCAAGGUGCUGGCCGCGUUCGAGUGGACGGCGCGCUCCGUGGCCUUCAAGUACCUCCUCAAGACGGACGACGACGCGUUCGUCUGCGGCGCGCGGCUCAUCUCGCUGCUCGCGCCGCUGCCGCGUCUCGGCCUCUACCUGGGCGCGCUCACGGCGAACAAGACCGUGGUCACCUCUCGCGCGUCGCCAUCGUACGAGCGCUGGUCUGACCCGGAGUACGUGCGUAUCUUCGGCUCGGCGGUGUAUGCGCCCUACAUGCAGGGCGCGGGCUACGUCCUCUCUGCCGACCUAGUGCACCACGCGGCCGUCUUGCCCGAGCUGCCGCCGAUUGAAGACGCGCUCGUCGGGAGACUCGUCGCGACCGGCGUGAGGACACGGAGGAACGCGCCGAAGCAGAUCCGGUAUCGCACGCCGGCCAACCGCGCGAGAAAUAUUGUUUAA